CAGAAAGUUAUAUAUGGGUGGUAUGAAGGCUUUCUUGGGUGCUCUUGUUUUACUUAGUUUACUGUGGCUCAUUUUGUAUGGUAUUUUAGUCAAUCAGGAAACUAAAAUAAUCACUGCUACGACGAUCGAUCGUUUAGAUUUUUGGAAGAUAACACAAACUGAAAGGUAUGAUCUUCAAAAGAGCCUUAAUUAUGUGAGCAAAAGAAUUCAAAUCAAUGCCAUACCAAACAGGAAAGCAGGGAAAGGAACUAGGGCUGCCACCAAAAAUGUAAGUGCUAGAGCAAUCAAACAUGUAGAUGUUUGGAAGAUAAUAGAAGCUGAGAAGCAAUAUCUUCAAAGAAAUCCAAAUUUCAAUUAUGUGAGCAAAAGAAGAGUGCCUACUGGACCAAAUGCCAUUCACAACAGGAAAGUAGGGGAGUAUAGAGAGCCACCCAAUCGAGCUUGAGCUUAGGAAGACACUUGAAAGUACCAUAUUUACAACAUACAUUGCAGUGAAGACGAGUACAAUUUUCUUAAAUAUUUUGAAUUAUUAACUAGUAC
Solanum verrucosum is the source of this 540-nucleotide messenger RNA. RefSeq lists its product as uncharacterized. The transcript has 3 exons. The coding region runs from base 14 to 445 and encodes 143 amino acids. Lineage: Eukaryota; Viridiplantae; Streptophyta; Magnoliopsida; Solanales; Solanaceae. The record is from RefSeq and is a predicted model, not a curated record.